Penicillium daleae is the source of this 1194-nucleotide messenger RNA. RefSeq lists its product as uncharacterized. Gene Ontology annotation, cellular component: mRNA cleavage and polyadenylation specificity factor complex. Bases 1 to 1194 code for a protein of 397 amino acids. Gene Ontology annotation, biological process: mRNA alternative polyadenylation. Lineage: Eukaryota; Fungi; Ascomycota; Eurotiomycetes; Eurotiales; Aspergillaceae. The transcript is spliced from 4 exons. The record is from RefSeq and is a predicted model, not a curated record. Gene Ontology annotation, molecular function: mRNA binding.
AUGGCAACCGAAGACGAUAAUUUCGAUAUUGAUAUCUACGGGGAUGGUGGAGGCUUCAAUGCAACCGAUCAGGGGGAUUCGAAACAGGAAGGCAACGACAAACGACACGUCAACGCUCCAAACUUCUUCCUCUUCAAAAUCUCAGACCGAACCUACCCAUCUCACACAUCCCCCUCUUCAUCUACCCAUCCUACCCACUCUACACACUCUACGAACGGUGACCAAAAAAUGUCGCAAGAUCAGCCCCCUACUCAAGAUGCACCUCACGGUGUCAAGCGCAAGGAAUACGAGGAUCAUCCCUCCGACCCUAAUGCAACCACCGCGCUGGUCGUCUCAGACCUUUUCUGGUGGACCACCGACGACGACAUCCGCGGCUGGGUGAACAAGGCCCAAGCUGAACUCGACCUCAAGGAUGUGACUUUCAACGAGCACAAGGUGAAUGGCAAGAGCAAAGGUCAAGCCUUUGUAGAGUUCACCACUACUCAGGCCGCAACGGCCACUAAGCACUACCUUGAGAGCACCACUGGCCGUAAGCAGACUGUCCAGUAUGUCAGUGCGCACUUGAACCCGUUCAAGACCCACCCCAAGGACGGCCAGCAGCGCCGGGAUGGCUCCCGCGGCUCGUCCUCCGGCUUCAGCUCCCCCGCCAGUCAGAACAUGAACUUUGGCGGCGCCGGCGCCGGCACCGGCGGCAAUAUGAACAUGGGCGGUUACCGUGGCGGCCGCGGUGGCUACAACAACAGCAACCGCGGAAUGAACAACAUGGGCGGUUACAACAACCGCAACAACUUCAACAUGGGCGGCUUCCAGAAUGGCGCUGGAGCCGCCGGCGGCAACAUGAUGGGCGGCUUCCAGGCCGGUCCUAUGAACGGCAUGCCGAACUACGGCUUCAACAACCGUGGCGGCAUGAUGAACAACAUGCGCGGUGGCCCCAGUGGCAUGCGUGGUGGCCGAGGCGGCAACAUGGCCGGUGCCGGAAUGAUGAUGUCCGGUAUGAACCCGAUGAACAGCGGCAUGGGCAUGAACCCCAUGGCCGGCGGAAUGAACUCCAUGAUGGGCAACAUGGGUGGCAACAUGGGAAUGCAGGGAUUCCAAGGCCCUAACCCGGCAUUCAACCAGAACUUCUUCGGGGCCAACCAGGGUGGCGACGGCACCUGGAAUCCCCACGGCGCCAAGCGCAGCCGCCAGGAGUGA